GCGCAAAUUCACAAUAAUAUUGCAUUGUGGAGGUGCAAAACGCUUCCUUGCCCUUGACUAUUCGUCGAGCUGCGAGAUCUGCAGGUCUCACCUCGACACACCAACUGAAGCCAUUGCAGGAUUUAACUAAGGGAGUAAAUUGCGAAGUGAAACAUCCGGGGAUGCAUCGAAGAUCUGUUGAACUCGGAUCGCGUACCGAAAGGCCGAGCUCCAUCAGGUUGUGAGCGUUGCGUCGGCAGUCAGGCGUAUACAUACUAGACAGCAUAUAAGAUACUUUUCAAACCGUAAUGAGAAUGUUUAGUCCUCAUAUUUGGAGCAUCGCACUGCUGCUGCUGGUCCUCAACCGAGGCCUAGUAAUCGCGCAGAGCACUGCCAGCUCCAGUACAGGCGCACCUUACCUACAAGACAGUGGGGGCGAUGCCCCUCCAGCUCCCACUGGCAGGCGCUCAUCAACACUUGCAGAUGCCCAAUCUGAACCCAAGGGCAAGACGGUCUGCCCCAAGCUCUCAGUGGACAGGUCAGAGCUGGAGAGGGGGUUCACGUAUCUAGAAGGGGGCCUCGACUGGGACAACUCCACUUGGUCCUGCACCAGCGGCGUGCUGCAGUCCCCCAUCAACUUCCCCAGCCUUGAAUCAAACAUCUCUUAUGGGCAAGUGGUCCCGCAGAAAGCAGCCACCUUCACCUUGGGCACAGCUAAUAUCAGCCUGGUCAGAACCACGUCAGCCUAUCGCGUCCAAGUGGAGGCAGAUUGGUCUGGGACCAACGUGAGCAUCCCUGUCUGCGGUGGCAAUGUGGGCUGCUUCAACAAGAAUCAGAGUGUGCCAGCAGAGUUCUACAACGCCACAAUCCAGAAGAUCCACUUUCACAUCCCUUCUGACCACUUCAUUUAUGGUGUGCAGUAUCCGCUGGAGGCUCAGGUCAUCAUGACCAUCUCUCAGGAUGACCUGUCAACAUGCCCUUCCAAGGGGUGCCAGAUAGGGCUGGGCGUCUUGUUUACCCUCUUUGACGAUGCAGAAAAGAUCAACCCAUUUUUGGAUUCCAUCAUCCCCUACAUUCCCUACAGUGGCGCGGGCUGCAUUGGCCUUCCAACAACAGUCACACUCGAUGGCGCGGACCUGCUGCCGAGCAACACCUCAUACUUCACUUACAGGGGAAGCUUCACGGCGCCACCGUGUACAGAGGGGCUGACUUGGUACGUGCUGGCCACUCCCAUGAAGGUGGGACAGCAGCAGGUGAUUGCCUUCCAGAACGCGAUGGCGCAAAUUCAGCGGCCGUGCGGCGAGGGCCGAAUCAGCAAGGCAUCUAAGAAGAAGGCCGAUAGCGGCAAGCGGCACCUGCUGCAGUCAAGUAAAAGCAACAACAAUAACAAUAACGACAACAUCGACACUUCGAGCAACGACGCAGUCUGCGUGGUGACGGGCACUCGCAGCAACAACAGGCCGGUGCAGCCGCUCGGCACGCGCAUCGUCAACUUCUUCCGAGAUGACACCAACGGCACCGACGCAGCAUCGACCUGA
Molecule: messenger RNA, 1517 nt
Organism: Coccomyxa subellipsoidea C-169
Lineage: Eukaryota; Viridiplantae; Chlorophyta; Trebouxiophyceae; Coccomyxaceae
Product: carbonic anhydrase
Exons: 11
Coding region: 288-1517 (409 amino acids)
Molecular function (GO): zinc ion binding; carbonate dehydratase activity
Source: RefSeq, a predicted model, not a curated record